Messenger RNA from Medioppia subpectinata, 1677 nucleotides. Lineage: Eukaryota; Metazoa; Arthropoda; Arachnida; Sarcoptiformes; Oppiidae. The record is from the annotation of a GenBank genome assembly.
AUGACCGUCACAUCUAAAGACGUUUACAAAACUAUGAAAAAUGUUUUAUUAAAUCAAAUAUUAAUACAAUUCGCUCUUUCAUUGAUUUCAUUGCCAAUUCUAAGAAGACAUGAAUACAGUGUCAGUCGACAAGACUUUUCACCAAAUUAUUGGCGAAUUUUGAUUCAUUUAUUAAUUUGUGUUGUGAUUGAAGAGAUGGGCUUUUACUACAGCCACCGGUUAUUGCAUUUAAACAAGUUUUACAAAUACAUUCACUCCAAACACCAUCACUGGACGGUUCCCACAGCUAUUGCCGCCUCUUAUUGUCAUCCAAUAGAGCACAUAAUCUCCAAUGUUUUGCCCAUAGUUUUACAAAUACAUUCACUCCAAACACCAUCACUGGACGGUUCCCACAGCUAUUGCCGCCUCUUAUUGUCAUCCAAUAGAGCACAUAAUCUCCAAUGUUUUGCCCAUUUAUUUAGGUCCAAUGCUAUUGAACUCACACCUGGCCUUUUUAUGGUUAUGGAUAGCAAUAGCAACUAUUACUUCACUUCACACCCACUCUGGCUUUCAUUUACCCCUCGGACUGUCCCCGCAAAAAACAAACUGUUCCGCAAAUCAAAGGAAAGUCAAAGACAUAAAUGGCUUUUGACUACUAAACCAUCGCAAGAAGUUUUGUGGAAUCCAUUCACUAAAUACAUGUAUGGCUUAUGGGACGAAAUGGUUGAUAUUUUUAUCAAGUACGAUUUGAAGAUACAACACCAUGGUACAUUUAUUUGGUCAUUCAGUGUUUACUGGAUAUCAAGUCUUACGUAUUCAUUCAUUGACUUAUAUCGAUGGCCCGCUUGUAUCUACAAAUACAAGAUUGACAAAACAUAUCAAGUUACAUCAAAAGACUUUAGUAAAACCAUCAAGGGUGUUGUGCUCAACCAAAUAAUCAUAUAUUUGGGACUCUAUUUGUUUGCCUUCAAAGUGCUAUUGAAACACGACUCCAAAAGUUGUCAAAUUAAUUAUUGGAGAUUUUUAUAUCAACUCAUGUUUUGUAUGGUUGUCGAAGAGUUUGGCUUUUAUUCCACUCACCGAUUAUUACAUUUGAAAAAAUUAUACAAAUAUAUCCAUUAUAAACACCACGAGUACACCACUCCCACAGCUAUUGCUUCAGCUUAUUGUCAUCCUUUUGAACACAUUUUCUCAAAUCUCUUUCCACUUUAUUUAGGCCCAUUGCUUCUCACAUCACAUUUGGCAUUCCUAUGGUUUUGGAUAGCGUUUGGCACUUUGACAUCAGUUCACACCCACUCGGGCUUUCAUCUGCCCCUCACGGCUUCCCCACAGUUUCACGAAUACCAUCACUCGCAUCCAAAUCAAAACUUUGGUGUUUCGGGAAUUUUAGACCAAUUUUUCGGAACAGAUCUUUGUCAAACCAUUCGGAAGGAGACUCGCAAUACUGUCCACAAUAUUGUCGACCACAUCGUCGAUACGAUUGCCAACAAAACAGUCAAUACUUUUGGCCAUUUUGUCCAUACUAUCGAAAUACGACUGUCCGUACACUUGUUUCACAGCGCUGUCCGUCAGUUCCCACUCUCUAUCCAUAACUCGUUUAUAGUUAUUAUUAGCGAGAAGUGGUGUCCUAUAGAACGCGGGCUCAAUAGUGGUCACCCGAACCCCACAAUCGGCCGACAGUUCACGCGACUCUCGUAG